Messenger RNA from Emericellopsis cladophorae, 858 nucleotides. Its product is annotated as Formyltetrahydrofolate deformylase-like protein. Gene Ontology annotation, biological process: 'de novo' IMP biosynthetic process. The transcript has a single exon. Bases 1 to 858 code for a protein of 285 amino acids. Gene Ontology annotation, molecular function: formyltetrahydrofolate deformylase activity. NCBI's taxonomy places the organism in Eukaryota, Fungi, Ascomycota, Sordariomycetes, Hypocreales, Bionectriaceae. The record is from RefSeq and is a predicted model, not a curated record.
AUGGAUACCAAGGCCGAUCACAUCCUCACACUCUCCUGCCCGGACCGCUCGGGCAUCGUCCACGCCGUGACAGGCUUGUUCGCCGGUCACGGACACAACAUUGCCGACCUCCAGCAGUUCAGUGAUCCCUCGUCGAACCGCUUCUUUAUGCGCGUUCACUUUCAGCCUUCGGCCUCCGAGGGCACCGCCCACCUCAACGGCCCCUUUGACGCCCUGGCCAAGGAGUACGAUAUGGACUUCACCAUCCGCCCCUUCGCCCAAAAGACCCGGGUCCUCAUCAUGGUGUCCAAGAUUGGCCACUGUCUCAAUGACCUGCUCUUCCGCAUGAAGACGGGCCAGCUCAACAUCGAGGUGCCCCUCAUCGUCUCGAACCACCCCGAGUUCGAGUCGCUCGCCCAGAGCUACGGUAUCCCUUUUAUCCACCUGCCCGUCACAGCCGCCACCAAGCAGGACCAGGAGAAGCAGGUUCUGAAGCUGGUGGGGGAGCACAACGUCGAGCUCGUCGUCUUGGCCCGCUACAUGCAGAUCCUGUCACCCACCUUGUGCGACGCCCUCCCCGGACGGAUCAUCAACAUCCACCACUCCUUCCUGCCCUCCUUCAAGGGCGCCAAGCCGUACCACCAAGCCUACGACCGCGGUGUCAAGAUCAUCGGGGCCACGGCGCACUUUGUGACGGCCAACCUUGACGAGGGCCCUAUCAUCGAGCAGGGCGUCAGCCGGGUAAAUCACGGCAUGGGACCCAAGCAACUGACAAGCGAGGGAUCCAACGUGGAGUGCACUACAUUGGCGACAGCCGUGCGUUGGUUUGCUGAGCGGAGACUGUUCAUGAACGGGGUGAAGACGGUUGUUUUCGCAUAG